AGGUGAUGGGUCCAUUUUCGAGGGGAACGGCGACGGUUCUCGUCUUCGCGCUCUUCGCCCUCGCAGCAUCAUUGCGAGUACGAAGAGAAACGAGGGGUACCGAGAGCCUGUUGACAGUGGAAUGGGAAGGAAUACAGACAGGCGACCACCCCGACACGGAUGUGAAAGGUUUUCUGGUAGAAUACCGUGCCGAAAAGGACAAACAUUGGAUGGUCCAUUCGGGCAUUAUCCCCUACAAAGGACCGAAUCACCAGUACCGAGUGCAGAUUCCCAAGCUACCCACUGGAGUUGCUUACUUUGUUCGCAUCAAAGUGCUCGGCGCUCACAACGAGAUCCUCGUCGAGACCGCGGAGAUUCGAGCCCGGAACGAAAUCGUGUCCAUCAAGUGCGAAAACGACGAUUUGACUGCACCAAGGCAUUUGGAAGUUACACAUGAGGGACAGUAUUCGCUCGCAAUCAAGUGGGAUGCUCCUGAGUGUGGUUCGAUUGGAGAAUAUCAGGUUGAACUCAUCGGUGAGGAGUCACCGUUCGAUGUACAUCGUCAGACGGUCACGCAACCUCAUGUCUCUGUCACAAAUCUUCUGCCAUCCACCAGCUACACAGUCAAGAUCCGCGCAGUAGAUCGUCAGCGCAGAAUCGGACCAUGGAAUGCCGAUCUCCUUCAAGCAAAAACCAAAGGAAAUCCUGUGCCCGUUUCCAACCGAAUUCGUCUUGUAUACAAAACUGACUCUGAUCUCCGUAUAUCAUGGGAUCCCAUAGACGACGAACGAGCACAACAUUACGAGGUGAUGGCAGUCGAAGUGUUGCCAGAAUCACGACGUGUUGAACGAGCUCGUGUUCCACCUUAUGUGUCAGGACAUACAUUAGCUGGAUUGCUACCAGGCACUAAAUAUCUGAUUGGUGUUGUGGCUUUCGUCGAUCAUGAGCCAAAACAGGUUUACAAUCUCGAAGCCGAAACUGGCCAUACAUCCGAUAUGGAAAGCUGGGCCGAAAAGCCACAAGUCAUCGAUGAUGGCAGCCGACACUUUACCAUUCGCUGGCAACUUCCUCCCGUUGGGAGAGGUAUCAAAAAGUUCGUGGUGGAGUACAAACUACCCAAUGAGACAUCAUGGAGGACCACAGAGAUCACGGACGCAGAAAAAGGAAUGAAUGAAUUCAGUAUCAUGUUACCAAGCUUGGCAGAUGCAUCGCUUUACACUGUUCGAGUUGUAGCAAUCGGACAGAAUGAAGAGAUGGUCACCCGAACCGAUGAGGUUACGGUAGGAGCGGCAGCAGCAAACGCGUGCGUUGGCCCUGCUGGAGUUCCUGAAGAUGUCGCCCUAGAUUCAGCGGAACCAACUGUCUUGCGGUUUACCUGGCUCAAACCCAACUGCGACGAGAGCGUUGCUCCUAUUGACGGCUACGAAUACUUGAUCCACGAAGUCGACCGGCAACCUCCUCCCGCCUCGUAUGUGGGUGGCACAGCGGUCGCUAUUCCCGAUCUUCGACCAUCUACCAAAUACGCGUUCCGAGUUAGGUCAAGAAAUGCCAAUGGACAUUCUCCGUGGAGCGAGACUAUCCAUGUCGCCACCGAAGCUGAAGGAGCAGCGUUGACUGAUCUUACCAAACUAAUCAACACUAAUAGCCAUGUGCAAAUCUGGAAAAGGAGCAAACGUCAGGCGAAGCACUCCAUAACAGAUGGAAAUAACUUUUACAAAGUCCGUGUCGUACUGUCGCCACCGAAGGUGUACCUCGUUUGGACUCCACUAUUAGAGCACAUUAACCGCGUUGCGUAUUUCAAAGUCGCCUAUAAGGAGCGAGCGGGCACCAAAUGGUCGAGGGUGGUCGGACCUCCGAACCGAUUUCGCUGCCCCGGAGAUGUCGGCGCCGAUGCCUUCGACUUCUGUUUCCCGCUAGAACAUCUCUUCUUUGGCGUGCACUACUUGAGCAGAGUCUCCUACAAUCUUACCAAUGGAGACGUAGUGGACGGAGGAAGCACUCUUCACUUUUCUCUCUUACAAUUGGAAGGAGUACAACAACAUCCACGUUUCCAAGUUACUAUCACACAACCCCGAAUCGAGCAGCAAGGACAUCGCAAUGAUGCUUACUGGUCCACCACUGGAGAUACCUCGCAAUUGCUUGGCUACCAGGUUGACAUUCGACGCGACGGAGACCGUGACUGGCAUGAGCAUGGAUCCCUGAUCCGCUCAGAACCAUCCCAGGUCCACUUCCGUCAAUCCUUAGGGACUGUACCGGUUGCUACUUACUACUUGAGAGUUAGAGCUGUGGACAGUAGUAUGACUACGGUAGCUACGUCUCCCAGCACUAGUUUCUCGGUUUCUUGUCAAGCUCCACCUUCGCCUGAAAAUGUUCGUCUCGAUCGUGUAUCGGAUGACUACGUCCGUAUGUCAUGGACUUUCCCUAAUGAGGAUCCAGCUUGCCAAACCUUCUUCUUCAUCACUGGUGUACAGAAUGGUGUCCCUAUCAACGAAAGAGUGCCAGGAUCUGAACGUAGUUACGAUAUCAAAGGUCCAGCCAGAGGAGAUUGGCAAGUGGAGGUCCGUGCAGUGAAUUCAGAAGGAUCAGGACCAUCUUCGAGAGAAGCUGUUUUUACUAGCGCUCAGCAAUCGCUUGUCUCUGCCCCAAGGGUAACAGCCCGGGGAAAUGAUUUGCACGUUGAGUGGAGGAGCGAAGGUGAUGGCAGGGGUGUUUUCGGCUAUCGCCUUCAGUUCCGAAGUGAAAGUUCUGGAUGGAAUCCGUAUGGCCAAGUUGUGCCCUACGUUGGGGACAAUCAAGAAUAUUCACAGAUUUUGACUGGACUUCAAAAGGGACAUACCUAUUCCGUACACAUACAGGUCUUGGAUCGAAACUCCUAUGUAAUGUAUGUGAGUCCCGAGGCAUCAGCUAAAAGCGUCUGUACCGCUCCCUCACAUCCGCCUUCACAUCUUCAAGUCCAAGCACCGGAUGCUUCCCACGUCCGUGUUCAUUGGGCAGUUCCAGCGCAAAGCACUUGGGGAUGUGCAGAUAUUUCGUACGAGAUCGAGGCUGUUGAACCCCGUGGCGUUCAGCCUGUAACCGUAGCUGGAAGUCAAACAAACCACAUCUUCGCAAGUCAGCCGAACCAGCAAUGGUCUGUGCGCAUCCGAGCUGUAAACUCAGCUGGACAUUCACCCUGGACGCCCACAGCGGAAGUGCGAACUCCUCCUGGAGGGGAACUGAUCGUUGGUCCAAAUAUCGCAUACAGGCAGGGCAAACCCAUCAUAACGUGGCAAGUACGAGAGAAUGUCGAAGAUUUGAUUGAAAGCUUUGUUCUCGAAUGGAAAGCAAUAAAUGAGAGAGACUGGCGGCAGCAUAGGAACCCGAUUCCCUUCUCUGGGUGGCAAAGACCCUACUCUGUUGACCUCGGAGAACUACCCAAAGGUCACACAUACCAGGUCCGAAUUGUCGUCAGAGACAUGAAUCGUGGCAUUGCUUUCACGUCUCCAGUUGUGCAAGUACAAACCCAGUCCGCCUGUCAAACUCCCCGUCGAGCCCCUACGAAUCUGCAAGUGUCCCCUAUUGGGCCCACACAGAUUAGGCUCACCUGGGCUCCAUUGCAUGAAAGCGAGUGGAACUGUGAUCGACUCUGGUACAUCGUGAAGUACAGCACACCUAAAAAUCAAGGAUUCAAAAACUUGACCCAAGGAGAGAAUUCUGUGGUAUUCGAGUCGGAUCCUUAUACUAAAUGGAACUUCGAAGUACAGGCUGCCAAUCCUGCUGGAGAGACGGCAUGGUCACGAACUGAAACAGCGCAGACUCAGGAUGCUUCUCCGGGACCUGUACAAGAUCUUCGCGUUCAGGUCGUUGGACCAGAUAGUCUGCAAGUCAGUUGGAGACCUCCCAUCAAUCCCAACGGCUUGAUUACUCAUUAUGAAGUGACUUAUCACCUGAUCAGCAAGGGAAUGUGCGAUCAACAACAAGAGAUGCCAAGAACGAUUUCUGUAACAACACCACAUCAUGUCAUCACCGGGCUCCAUCCUCAUUCGAGAUACAGGGUUUCUGUUGCCGCAAGAACUACCAUAGCCGGCGAACGAGUGUCGCACGAAGCUCAGACCGAUCAGUCCGUUCCAUCUGCUCCGCCUGUUUAUCUCAGAGUGGAAGAAGCUAAAGAAUCUGAUGCCAGCAUCAGCUGGCAAGCACCUCCUUGUCUUCUGACGAACGGAGAGAUCACUGAGUAUGAGUACGAGGUCACCCCAACCGAUCGCCGGGCUGCUCAGCAGAGAAUUGCGAACAUUGUGCGCGGAACUCGGACCCAAAUCACAAAUCUUCAGCCAUAUACUCGCUAUAAUGUGAAGGUUCGAGCUUAUACCGGUCGUGGACCUGGCCCAUGGUCUCCAGAAGUAGCAUUCCAGACCGCAGCUGCACAGACCGUUACUCCCCCACCAUUCGUGAGAGUGAUCAACACUGGAGCUGAUAAUGCUCAUCUGGUAUGGCAAUCGGCUGAUGCUGGCGGUGGUUAUGUUGACAAGUACAAGUGCAGAUAUUCACCAGUAGGCACUCAACAGUAUCAGGAGCGGCAAUUCCCAGCAGUCAGUCCAUGCCAGCCAAGAGUGCUAGAACGACAACAACUGCCGGUUACACCACCUGGGACACGAUUGCAUUGUGGAAGGAUUGAUAACCUGAAACCGGAGCAUACCUAUGACUUCCAAGUCGCAGCCCACGUUAGAGAUGGCGGUUGGUCACAGUGGUCCCAGCCAGAAAGAACCAGGGUCACCGAUGAAGCCGUACAAAUCCUGACCAUCGACAAAAUCGGUGGUACGGAGAGCUCGCUGGCCAUCUCAUGGACGGUGAGACCGACAGACCGUAACCGUGUGUCAUCGUUCCGUCUCCAUAUCGAGCCUGUCGAUGGUUCAUCGAGGCCCCAAACAUUCAAUGUUGAUCGGGCGACUUAUCAGUACAGAGUUGAUGGUCUUCGACCUCGUACCCAAUACAAUGUGACGGUACAAGCAGCCACAGAUACGGAACUUUGUGGGGGUACAACAGUAACCAUGUGGACAGACGCUGCCCCAUUGACAGCACUAGCCAUCGCACCUCGUGUCAUUGCUGAAGAAGCCACUUCAGUCACAAUCGAAUGGGAUAGCAGAAAUCGCGAAGCUGGCGGUUUCAUCGUCGAGUAUCGCCUAGAAGGCGGUGCCUGGCAGCAGUACCCCCGUCGUAUACCGGCUCAUCCAUCGCAAACGACGUACACCGCCACCGUCGACGGAUUACCCACCAACAACGUUGUGGACCUCAGAGUUAGGGUUACCUCGCAGCAGAAUGAGCAGUCGAAUCCGUCACCGGAAGUGCGAGCGCGUACCAAGUGCAGUCCUCCAGCGAAUCCACCACAGGGCAUCCGUGUCGAUGCUCCAUCUACCAACGAAGUACGCGUAUCAUGGUCUCGACCAGCUAAAGAUACCUGGAUGUGUGAUCAGAUGAAUGUUGAGAUUAGCUAUCGCAUCGGAAACGAACCUGAAAAGAUCCUACCUGUUCCUGGAGAUCAGACCGAGUACACCUUCCCAGCUGAACCUAACCAACGUUGGGUGAUCAAGCUGAGAGCCACAAAUCAAGUUGGAUCAAGUCGCUGGUCUGCUGAACAAGCGGUGACAACUCGUCAAGGAGCACCCGGAUCCGUGCGCGACUUGCGCGUCAAGGCGCUAUCCCCCAACGAAGUGCAUGUGCAAUGGCUAGCACCACUUGUACAAAGAGGAACGAUUGUCGGUUAUGACAUCAGCUACAGACUCAAACAUCGUCUCGCAUGCCCAGAAGAGGAACCCCGCGAUGUGUCCCGAGAUUUUGUUACCGUCUACAACCAUAAAGAUCUUGACUACACCAUCACGGGUCUUCUACCGUACUCCCUCUAUGAGGUUCGUGUUCGUGCUCGUACGACUGAACUUGGUCCGGAAGAGAUGAAGGAAGUUUCAACGGAGCAGCAGCCACCAUCGUCACCACCCCUAAAUCUGGAACUAACCUAUGCCUUGGAACGUUCGUUGUCAUUCCAGUGGGAGCCGGUGGAUUGCUCACAGCGACAUGGCCACAUUGUCAAUUAUGAGUAUGAGAUUCUUGGUCAAGAUGACUGGGCUAAACUCGAACGUCAAAUUGCCAACACUUCCGACACGAAGAUUACCAUCGAUGGCCUAACACCCUACACUAAAUACGUGAUGCGUGUCAGAGCUUACAACAGCAUUGGAGGAGGCCCGAACACUGAAAACCUGGAUGCAAUGACAUCCAAAGCCAGUGCUCCUCUACCACCACAAGAUCUGGUCGUUGCCCAGGAAGGAACUGACUUCUUCAUGGUGUCAUGGUUGCCACCUUAUCCACCUUACGGACCUCAUGACGCUUAUAAAAUUCGUUAUCAACUUUUGGGUGCAGAUAAAUGGAUCGAGAAGCAGCAUGGAGUUAAGGAUCCAGAGCUGCAAUGUCCAUCGGAAAGUCCAAGAUUUUGCUAUAACGUUACCGGACUUGAACCAGGAAAUCAGUACAAGGUCCAAGUUGCCACCAGAAUCGAAGGAGGAAGCUACGGUCCAUGGUCAUCUCUGGUCAUCGCCAACACCCUACAGAUCCUUCCAGAUGCUCCACGAGCCAUUCAUCUGAUUGAGAAGACCGACCACUCUCUUCACAUCCGCUGGGUACCUCCAAUCGACCCCAAGGGCCACAUCAGCCAAUAUCGCGUCUCAAUCGUCUCCCUUGAUGAUCCCAGAGAUGAGAGACAAAGUCACCUCGUUGAUCACCCAACUCUCACUUACCUGUUUGACAAUCUCAAGCCAGAAACCUCCUACAAUGUAUCCAUCGCAGCUGGAUCAAAGCGUGGCUUCGGAAGAGAAAUUUGGACCCGCUAUUCGACUGAUCACUUUGUCAUUCCGAUUGUUGUCUCUGCUCCUACUGUCACACCAGAUGGCGCUUCUGCGCUUGACGUGCAGUGGAAUGGAGUCUCGGACUCGCAGAACAGAGUGAAGGGAUAUAUCAUUGAAAUUAGGAACUCAGAUACUCCAGUCUGGCAAGAGAUUGGUGGUGUUAUCCCACAUGAUGCAGUGAAGAGGACAUAUCUCAAGAAGUUGACUGGUCUCGAUUCUGACACCUUGUACUUCGUUCGAGUCAAGGUUGUCGAUGACAAGCAGCGCGUAGGUGGUGCAUCUCCUGAAGCUCAAGGUCGAACUGGUUGUGCUCCUCCGACGUCCCCACCUUCGAAUGUCAACCUUGCAUCGCCUUCAAAUAUGCAGGUCCGAGUCAGCUGGCAAGCUCCAGUGAAGGGCUCUUGGCUGUGCUCGAAUAUUCGUUACAAGAUCGAGUACAUCAAUGGAACGCAGCCUCGUCAGCAGCUAGAUCUGCCAAGCUCUGCAAUCGAGCAUGUCUUCGACUCACCAUCGAACACCAAGUGGAAGGUCCGCAUUCGCACUGAAAACGAUGCUGGAGCAUCAGCAUGGAGUAACGAACUGGAACUCACUACGCCAGAAGGUGCACCUGGUGCUGUUACUGACCUAACAGCCAUCCCAACGGGACCCACUUCGAGUGAAGUUACCUGGAGACCUCCAGCUAAUCCCAACGGGGUCAUCACAGGCUAUACGCUUGUGUACAACCUCAAAUCAAUGGGAGAAUGUGGUCCCAGAAGUUCAACUCCCAUCGAGAAACAUGUACGAAGCGAAACACAAGUUCUCGAUGGUCUUCUGCCAGAUUCCACCUACGAAGUUCAUGUCAUCGCCCACACCUCCCAGGCUGGUCCGCAGUCUAAGACGGUGAUGGUCACAACUGAAGAGGCCGCACCGACUGGACCACCAAAUAACGUCCGUGUCGGAUCCGUCACCUCAACCCGAGCCGAUGUCACCUGGUCCCAACCGGACUGCGAACUCCGCAAUGGCAAGAUCACUGGCUACGACUACGAGCUGCAAAGCGUCGACCAGUGGGGUGAGAAUGUCACGGCCUCAAAUUCGAAUGAGAGGCUCACACUGAACAAUCUCGUCCCCUACAAUGAGUACAGGAUUCGUGUACGUGCCAGCAACGCUGUGGGAGAGGGUCCAUUUUCCGAAUGGGUACGAUUCACCACCCAUCCAGCAGCGCCUCCAGCGCCAACAGGCCUUCAGGAAGAGGCAUCGUUUCCACAUGCAGUCGAGAUCUCGUUUGAAGCACCAACUCCACCUCAUGGAAACCUAGACUACUACCGUAUUCGGCACACUCCUUCUGGACAGCUGAACUACAAAGAAGUCAGAGUUGAGGCCGAGCGUCUAGAGUGUUCCGACGCUGCCAAGAGGAACCGACUUUGCUUCCGAGUUCAUGACCUCGAACCCGAACAAGACUACGAGAUCGACGUCGCUGCUCACACUGAAGGAGGUGCUUGGUCAGACUGGUCAGAACCGCUCAGUGCACGAACAGAACAGCAACAGAUUCCUGUGCUUGAACGCGAACUAGAAGUGAUCGACACCAAGCCUGAUGCGAUUACCCUCCGAUUUGAAGGAAUUCCUCAAGAUCAGGCCGCUCACGUCGUCGGUUAUGUGCUCGAGUACAAAUCUGAAGAUGAUGAUGAUUGGCAGGAGUACAACGGUGUAAUCAAACAUCGUAAGAGCACGAAUGACUAUAAGGUCAACGUCAGGAACCUGGAAACGGCUACCAACUACUUCUUCAGAUUGAAGGUUGUUGGCAAGAAUGACAAACGUGGAGCUCCUGGUCCUGAAACGAAGGCUAUGACAAGUUGUGGGCGUCCUGAACAGCCUCCAAGCAACGUGAAGCUUGAAAGUGUUGACUUCCAAACCAUGAAGAUCACCUGGACUCCACCAGAGGAAGACACCUGGAGAUGUGACGAUGUCGAGUUUAUCAUUGACUAUGUGAACACAACAUCUCGUGGAACAUGGACGGUACCCGUCGAUGGUCCCAGUGAAAUGAUCGUGCCAACAAUGCCUGGCACACGAUGGGAAGUGAAAAUGAAGACGCAGACCGUUGAAGAUGGUGGAAAGCCGCAGACUAGCAGAUGGAGUGAGAAGGCUACCCUUGUCACGCAAUCUCUGCCCGGAGAGUUGUUCGUCACUGUUGAGCCGAAAGGACCUCGGGAAGCGCUCGUAACCUGGGAUUUGCCGGACAAGGAUCAGAAAUGGAAUUAUGGAGUAGACAUUACCUACAAACUGAAACAGCUGGGUGGAUGUAGUGAGAGUCCUACUGGAUCACAUGAACCUAUCACCAAGUUGAACAUACAAGAAAAGCAGGUCCCAUUGGAAGAUUUGGCUCCUGGAAGUGUCUACGAGGUAACUGUCACUCCUCGUCGUCCUCCAUCACUCCAUUCCUCUAUCGUUGCUCCAAAGACUGUCAGAACUUUCAAGACAAAGAACGACGUCCCUACUGGACCUCCCAUGAACUUGCAGUCUACUGUCAGGAAAGAUUCCGAGCUGGGAUUCAAAUGGGAUGCUCCAGAAUGCAUCCACCAGAAUGGAAACGUUACCCAGUACGAAUUUGAGCUGGUUGGAAUGGACGAGUGGAAUGAAGGCACCAGAGAGGGUGUCACGCCAAGAACCAACACCAUCAUUGAUCAGCUUCAGCCUGGAUCGUUGUAUAGAAUGAAGGUUCGUGCUUACACAGGUGAAGGACCAGGUCCAUGGUCUGAUCCUUUGGAGAUUCGCACAACUGGAUCUGAACUUGGUCCUCCACGAGAGCUAACAGCUGUACAGACUAGGAGUAAUGCCAUUCAGCUUACCUGGUUACCUCCUUACCCGGAAAAGGCCGUUGUCACCGCUUACCGCGUUAGAUACAGUCCCAGAGCUGAUGACUCAAACCCUACCGAAUUCGAACUUUCCGGAGAUGAGUUGUCCUGUUCUGGAUAUAAGAGCCCUAUCAUUACUGGUGCCAACCUCUGUACAACUGCCAAGAAUCUUCAACCAUCUACCACCUACAGAUUUGCUGUGCAGGGACAGUCUGCAUCGGGAACGUGGGGAGAAUGGUCGAGCGAUUACUUCUCAACAACUAGAAAAGACGACAAUGAGCUACUUGGUGGCAGUUUGAAACUGCUUUCAGCUGGUCAUGACAAUCUCAAGGUCAAAUGGACCCCUCCAGCUGUAAUUGGGGACAAGAUUGACAACUAUCAACUCUUCAUCUCUGUGGCUAGCGAUAUCGAUCAAAAUCCAAAGAUGUUUACCGCGCCCGGUUCGCAGACUGAUUACCAUUUCAGGCAACUCGAGCCUGUGACCCAAUACAACGUCACUGUUCAAGGUCUUUCCGGUGGAAAUAAGCUAUGGUUUAUCUCUUCUGUAUUUGCCACUACGGACUUUGCUGAGGGUCUGCUCACUUGGUUACCGGCUCCAACUGAUUUGCAUCUGAUUGAGAAGUCAGAUACAAUGCUGCACGUUGACUGGGAACCACCAGAGAUCUUUGACGUUGAACAGAGGGAACUGCUAACCCAUUAUAGAGUGACAAUCGCUCCAUUCGAUCCUCGUACCGGUGUGACAGGCCCGAAAAAGAACUACACUGUGCCGGUUCCUGGAAACUCCAUUAAAUUCGAAGGUCUCAACCCGGAAACUGUCUACAACAUUACCGUCCAAGCUGGUACCAACUCCGGUUACGGUCAUGUUCUAUGGGGAACAUACAGCACAUUAGCGCCUGGACAAAGACACAUUAUUCGUCUGCUAAACAGGACACCUACGACUCUACAUGUGGAAUGGGAGCCAGUAUGGGGACGUAGUCAUAACGGCUAUGUGCUUACCGCUCGUUCACUCCAUUCUGUCUACAAGAACGUUCGCAUCAACCAAGUGAAGACUUUCGAAGUUGAACCUUGGGAAUCUGACUAUGUCAUCCGUGGACUCCAUCCUAGCACGGUCUAUAAUGUAACCCUUAAACCUAAGGACCACAAUGAGGUUGCAUGGGGAGCUUAUGCCACUCUACCACCCGGCUGGUUCCUUGUGAAAAAUUUGAAGCAAUGCGAUAAGACCAAUUAUGCCGUUUCGAUGAGCUGGGAACCAGUGGAGUUGAACAUGGCAUCGGAUUAUCAGGUCCGAUAUAUCCGCCUGAAAGAUAAUGAGGCCAGCUGGAACGAAGAACCUGCCAGAGAGGCCAAAGAACUUCUUUGUCCUAAGGAUGGUUGUGGUCGACUAUGCUACCUCGUCUUCAAUCUACCACACAAUCCAUCUGAAUACAUCUUCCAGGUUCGAGCCAAAGUUGAGGGAGAAUGGAACCAUUGGAGAUCGGCUCCGAAGAAAGUGAUCACCGGAGAAACAGCGGAGAUCCGUCGAAGCUGUUGCAUUGUGCCUCCACCGUACAUGGUUGAGAACAUUGGAAGUCCGGGAUCAUGGUGGGAAGUGGACGUAAGCCCCGCAGCUACAGAAAAAGACGUCACUCGGUACUAUGUGGUCGUCGACGAACGAGAUCCUCCUGGAGAGUCGAAUUGGACAGAACUUACGGACAAGGUCACUGCAAACAAGAUGAAAAUUCCAUAUUACGUUGCCGCCUCCUACGACAUCAACACCUUGACGGAGCCAAGAAAGGUGCGCAUCGGUGAUGGGCAAGUGAUCGGCGGCUAUCUGAACUAUCCGCUAGUGAAGGGCAAGAAGUACAAUUACGAGGUGUACACGGUGUGGAAUGUGACCGGUGUGCCGGUGGUAGGAAGGAGUAGAGCCUCUCCCUACCUCGCAGCGGGCUGGCCGUGGUGGUGGCUCCUGCUCCUGCUCCUGCUGCUCCUACUACUAAUCCUACUCUGCUGUUGUCUGCUCUGGUGCCUCCAAGGCCGUUAUCGAACUCGUAAAGAGCAUAGACGACUCGUAACAAACGGACAACAUGUUCCGCUGCUUGAAGAGGAGAAACCAGCAAUGGAAGCGAAUUUGCGCUCGCUCGAGUCGCGCCUGGACAAAAUGCGAGGCGCCGUCGAUGGCCGAGCUCGAGGCGACUUCGAGGAUGGUUACAUGAAAGGCUACAAAGAUGCGAACAAACUCGGAUCGGCUACCGCUGCCAGAAGGAGAAUGGAUGAUGAUUACGGUACCAGAGACGACCGCUUCCACGAGGGUUAUGUGAAGGGUCUCAAGGAUGCGGGAAUGACGGGAAUGUCCACAUCUAUGCAUAAUCUAGCCCAACGUGGAGCUGGAGGUGGCUACUCGAGCGGAUUCAUGCAGGGAUACAAGGAUGGCAAUUCGGGCAUUUUUGGAGAUCGUGUAACACCGUCGUUAAUCUCUCGUCUCGAUGAGCAAUAUGCUGGCCAAGAUGACUUCAAACAAGGCUACGUUGAUGGUUUCAAGGAAGGUGCUGCCAGCCGUACUGGGGAAAGAAGAACAUUCGAAGACUCGCGUCGCCUUCAGCAAUCUCUGACAGAAUUGACCGAAAGGUUGACAUCUCUUGAGAAGACCAAAGGAGAUGAAAUUCACUCUACGAAGAUCUAUCACGUUUAUAACCAACAGCCUGAAACCAUUGGGUAUGCCUCAAGUGGACAGCAGUUAGCUCAAGAACUCGAGGAAAUCAAUAGCACAUCUCGUAGGAGCACUCUUAGAAGACAUUAUACACCGGGAGACUACUUGAGAUAUGCCUCCGAGGGCGAGACCUAUGGAACUCUCGGCCGAAAUCGUCGUUCACUCUCUGCAUCUGCUCUCGGAAGAGACUCUGGGACGAUGGAGAGUCGAACGGCUGAGCAGCGUUCGCGACACGCGUCCGGCACCGGUUCGUCGUACAUCACGCGGUCGAUGGCCGACCGCCAAGGCACCGACACCUACUCGAAGCGCUACAACUACCGUAGCCGCUCGGACGUGGGCAGCCCGCGGCGAUACGCGAGUCAGACGCUGCUGGACGGCUCGCGACCGGGCCCGAGCACGCCGCAUGCGCGACGCGACGCGCUCAGCACCUUGCAGCGAGAGCUGGACACCCUGAGCCGUUCUCCGGACCGGUCCACCCCGCGAGGUUACACCUCCGACACCGCCUACGACACGGUCCGCUCGAAGGCCCGUGGAUACUCCAACUACGACUAUGACACCUUUUCGUCAAGUCGCCAACAUGAAAUUCGAACCACCGUCGGUGGAGCAGCCGGUGCUGCCGGCGGUGCUGGCGCGACUAGCGCCCACUCAGCCAGCAGGCAUGCUGGAAAAGACUCCACAGACGACGCAGGCAGAUGGGCCGACGACCUUCUCGAAAUCGUCUCGGAGCCUAUGAAUAAGACACUAGAUAGAAUGAAGAAGUACAGCAGCUCCUCGGCGAAUGUCGAAGCCGCUGGCCCGUCGACGUCACACGGCGGCGAUGCAAAAGAAAUCGUCGAAGAGAAAUACCAUAGGUCAUACAAGGAGGAGCAUUCCUCGGGAGGACGAUAGAGAUUCGGUGCUACUACAACAACGCGAGAGUGUGUGUGUUCGGUGAAUUCGGUGCUACGUCAUUUUUCGUCGCUUUUUCUGUCUUUUUUUUAUUUUCUAUCUCUCUUCACUUAUGUUCAGAUGUUCUCUAUGCUGCCAUAUGCUCUCACAGUUUUUGUUGAGUUUUUUUCUGAAGUGUACCUUUCAUUCAAAUCCUGCCUUGCUUGUUCACUUUCACUAUUUGUUUUGCAACGCGAAUUUUUGUAUUUUUGACUUUUAACGUUCGUAUCUUGUCCAAGUACGACAUACUAGCCAGAGACAUAUAUUUUUACGAUUUCACUCUCUUGAUUGUAUCAGAUCUAUUUUUUUUCUAGGAGGAGGACAUAUCAUAGAAAUCCCACACAUGCGGCCUGCAGACGUGAAUUUGCUCACUUAUAAAUACAUAAUAAAGCGUUUUUUGUAC
Messenger RNA from Cylicocyclus nassatus, 13692 nucleotides. NCBI's taxonomy places the organism in Eukaryota, Metazoa, Nematoda, Chromadorea, Rhabditida, Strongylidae. The record is from the annotation of a GenBank genome assembly.